Symbiodinium natans is the source of this 873-nucleotide messenger RNA. The record is from the annotation of a GenBank genome assembly. Lineage: Eukaryota; Dinophyceae; Suessiales; Symbiodiniaceae.
AUGGCUUUCAUGCAAAGGCGCCUUCCUCCCUUGCAGGGGGUGUUCCUCAACCUCGGUGCCAAGCCCAAUGCCUCCCACAGCACUCUCCGCCGCUGCCGCAGUUUCUCCGGCUACGCGCCCCUGGAGCCUGGCGAGGUCAAUUACGAGCUUGGCUUCAAACCCUGCGUCGGACCGGUCCCCCAAGCUUCCGGCGCAGUGCUUGGAGACCAGCAGGGGCCAGAAAGCACCCCAGAAGACCUACCUUGGCCGGACACCGACGACGAGGAAGCAGUGGCUUGGGUUCUGGCGCAAUCCGACACCGUGGCUCCGCCGGUGGAAGAUGCUGUUGGUAUCGACAGCUUGCUCCUCGCACCGCUGGCUCCGUCGCCGACCACAACCAAGGAUGAGACAGGCGACAUGCCGCAGAGUGACAUGGUGGAGCAGUUGAACCUCUCCGGCUUUGCGAACAGGGGCUACACCUGUGUGAGUUUCGUCAACACCAGCACUGUGCAAGUGUUUCAGAACGCAUGCCGCGGUGGCAUGCUCAACGCCCCGGCUGGGGCCUCGCAGCAAGUGGACAUCGUACACUCGCAUGUGCAGGGCGUGCAGAUGGCCAAGGAGAAGUGGUUCGGAGGCUACCUGCACCCAAACCAAAGUCCGACGGCGUCGCCACAGGUCUCUGCCUUGAUGGCAACAGAGCCAGCAGACCGCACGAAAUCCCAGCCAGCACUGCCAAGCACGGUUGACCAAGUGGUGAAAGCCCAGCGUGCGGGCACCGCGGCCUUAAAGAAGGCAAGAGCCAUGAUGCCUGCUGUGGAUCUUCAACCGACGGUUCCGCAUGUCCGCCCUCGACGCCGACUGCCUAAGAACCCAUCACGUACUGUUGGUCAGUAG